AACGGUGGGGGUUUUAAACAGCCCAGCCGCCGGGCGUCCGCUGCCUGCUGGCCCCUCUUUGCUGGACCCUUGACCCUCCGACGCUCAAAGCCAUGACCCUGCCGCUGCUGCCAGGCAACAGUUUCAACCGCAACAUGGGAAGGGAGAAGUUCCAUAAACCUCACCAUUGGGACUUUUGCAAUAAUGUCAGGAUGCUGUUGAAUGAAGACAAACCUGGCAUAGGUGGAGAACGGCUCUUGGGGCAAAAGAUGAAAUCGAAGUAUAGUGCAUUUCCUAAAGGACAAGGAAGUGCUGCACCAUCCUGGGUAGCUUUUGAUAAACAGGUUGUUCCCAAGUUGUGCUGUGACCUCUUCCUUGUUAGCCGCAGAUGGAAUAAUUGUAUUUUACCUCAUGCCAUAGGGACUUGUAUCCGGCGUCAUCGGAUUUCUCUCCCACCUCCUGAUGAUGAUCAGUAUUAUACUAUGCAUGAUUUCAAUAUUGGCAUAGACAUUGUCUUUUAUGGGCGAAAAUUCAGGAUUUAUGACUGCGAUUCAUUCACAAAAAACUUUCUGAGGAAAAUAGGAACCAAAUUAAACCCCCCGGAGCAGUGUCCCGAAGAUCCUUACCUGAAUCUACGGAAAACGACGCUGGACUGCAUGGAGCCCUUGCGGCCCUAUGAGCCCUUUGACACCCUGACGCAGUUCCUUAACUAUGAUAGGAAGGUUUUGCGUUUCUUCUGCGUGUGGGAUGACUCAACCUCACUGUUUGGGGACCGCAGAGACCUCAUCCUGCAUUACUUCCUGUCUGAUGAUACUAUCGAAAUCAAAGAAGUGCUGCCCCACAACUCAGGUCGGGAUGCCAUGUCAUUGUUCCUCCAGAGGGGGAAGCUUCCCAAGUUUGGCCCACCUGGAGUCUAUCAACCAGGUGAGGUAACAGAUCGAAUUGUUCUCAAUGUAUAUGGUGGCUACUCAGAGAAUCGAGUGACUGGCUACAUGUUGGAUAAAUACCAGCAUGGAAAAUUACAACGAGAGUUUUACAAGGAUAGUGACCUGUCCAUAGGAACUGCCAUCAAUGUGUGGGGAAGGAAAGUACUUCUUUGUGACUGUGAUGAAUUUACAAAGCUUUAUUAUAAGACUAAAUAUGGAAUUGAGAACUUUACCUCGAUUCCAUGCAAGCCUCCACCUCCUCCAAAAAUAGAAAGGAAAUUUCCACCUUACAACGGCUUCGGUUCUGAAGAAGAUUCUCUCCGCUCUUGCAUAGGCCUCAGACCCACACCUCAUCAGAAGGACUUCAGGAAGUACAUGGAAAAAGACAGCUAUGGCAACAUAAGCAAUACGCUCCGUUUUUUUGCAAAACUUUUCACACACAAAUGUGCCGAUGCCGACAGGAUGUUUAUUAUUUCAUAUUUUCUCAGUGAUAACACAAUGUCAGUGUUUGAACCUAUAGAGAGGAAUUCAGGGUAUACUGGUGGGAUGUUCUUGAAAAGAAGUCGCGUUAAGAGACCUGGACAAGAAGUCUUUAAAAGUGAACUAUCGGAAUAUAUACAAGCUGAGGAGCUGUAUGUUGGAGCCAAAGUGAACGUGAAUGGCUACCUAUUUCUUUUGCUCAAUGCUGAUGAGUACACCUUAAACUACAUGGAGAACAAUACAGAUAAGUUUCCUUACAGCAACCUUCAGCUUGCCCUACAAAAACUGAAAGAGGUAGAAUCAAAAUCCAGAGAGAUCAAGCUGGUGUUUGCAAAUGCUGACUGCAACCUCACGAAGAGGGUGGAUUAUAAUACAUUCAGAGAUAUAAUGAUGUCUAUAACUGUUGGGAAACUCAUAGACCAAGAAAUUAUAACUAUUGCUCGUCACUACCAAGUACCCAAUGAACCAUGUCCAGUUACAGAAAUCCUACUUGCAAAGGCCCAUGAACAGCUCAAGAAAAAUACUUUUGAGAAUUUUGAAAAACUCAUUGCCACUUGUGUAUAUGAAGAUCGAGAAAAAAAAAAUGUAAUACCCAGCAAAAAUAUGAAAAGGCUGUGCAAGGCCUCCAGGCUACCUUUGACUGAUGAUUUUCUAGUAUCCCUCCUGUCCAGGUUUGAAGACAGUGAAGGACAAAUAAAUUAUGAGUCAUUUUUCUCUGCCCUGAACUGGAGAAAAAAUCCUUUACCCGAAUUGGAACCAGUAUCUCCUGUGAAAGAGAGAUGUGAAGAUGAGUGGCUUGGGAUGCCAUCACCUAUUCCUGCGAAAUACAUCGACUAUUUCACCCUUAUAAAGGAUGUGUAUGGCUUGGAGGACGACUAACCAGGCCAGUUUUCAUCAGCUCCCUUUGAUUUCCUUCUCUGAUUUUGACAAGUAAAUUUCAGUUUUCAAAUACAAUUUCAUAUUAAAAACAAGGAACAAAGUUCAUAUUAAAUUUCAAUCCAUAAACCACAAUUAAUCUCCUUUUGUCAUUUUAGUUUCUCAGAACAUCAUAUUAUAUUGCUGAUGUACUAACACUAUUAAAAAUGCCAUUUAAAGAACCAUUGAACAUUUUUAUU
Molecule: messenger RNA, 2500 nt
Organism: Talpa occidentalis (Iberian mole)
Lineage: Eukaryota; Metazoa; Chordata; Mammalia; Eulipotyphla; Talpidae
Gene: EFHC2
Product: EF-hand domain containing 2
Exons: 14
Coding region: 93-2264 (723 amino acids)
Biological process (GO): regulation of neuron projection development
Cellular component (GO): microtubule
Source: RefSeq, a predicted model, not a curated record